AUGCCCGUUACUAGAAACGUCCCAGGCCGUCCAAACUACCCACUCAAUUGGAGGAAAGUUGCACCAUCUUCGACGGUUACAGAAAAGAAGGUUGUGAGGUUUUUGACACCGGUACCCGGUCAGGAUAAGGAAGCUGCAGGCAGCUCCAGCGCAAUCAAGACUCCAAUAUGCCCCGAAAACAAGCGCUGUCAUGCCGAUAGUAAACGCGCUUCUGAAGCCAAAGUUCCACCUCCAGUUGUUUUCACUAACGUAGUACAGCCUGGUGACGAACCUCUGAACUGGGGAGACCUUGGUAAGCUGUUGAGUUUUGCCGUUGACCCUGCUGCCCUCCAAGGAUUCCAGUUGGAGGAUACAGCGUCCGAUUUACCUUACCAACCCCGAUAA
This is a messenger RNA of Coprinopsis cinerea okayama7#130, 384 nucleotides long. RefSeq lists its product as hypothetical. Lineage: Eukaryota; Fungi; Basidiomycota; Agaricomycetes; Agaricales; Psathyrellaceae. The transcript has a single exon. The record is from RefSeq and is a predicted model, not a curated record. The coding region runs from base 1 to 384 and encodes 127 amino acids.